This is a messenger RNA of Fusarium sp. VM40, 951 nucleotides long. Lineage: Eukaryota; Fungi; Ascomycota; Sordariomycetes; Hypocreales; Nectriaceae. The record is from the annotation of a GenBank genome assembly.
AUGCUUCCUCUCGCCAUUGUAUUGGCCCUAACAGUUUCGACUGUUAGCGCUGAUAUCCAGAUCGUUUGGCAACACGCCAAGCAAUCCAGUCAAACAUCACUUAGCAUCUUCGAUGGCUCUACACUUCUUGCUCAAAGCUGUUCAAACUUGAUCUCUGAUGCCCCCCAUAGCAUUGAUUUCUCUGACGUCAAUGAGAAUGGCUUUGGCAACUUUACCAUUGGCGCUAAGAAGUACCUAGUCCACUCAAAGGCCCAGUACUCAGGUGGCCCAAUCUGCACUAAGAAGUUCGGUGCUGAUGCAACUGUCAUCGAAUGUUCCGGCAUCGACUGGAAACCUUCUUCUAAAGCUAAGAUCGAGGAGAACUGUCACGACAAGGAUGAUGCCAAAAGCGCCUUGCGGUUCUUGACUACCAAUGGUCUUACAUCUUCUCUCAAGACCAAGAGAGAAGCAAGCCCAAUCAAUGACCCUCCUGCAUGCUCAGUCUUAACGCGCACUUCGCUUGUUGGCGAUGGUGACCCCCAUCAAAAUUAUUUCCACAAGCAGCUCUCAGAAGUUAUCAGCUGCGGAUCGGCCGCAUCAUGCAGCGUGGGCAGCUCCCAAUCCAUCUCAUACACUAUUGGCUGGACGGCCAAUGUAACCCCAUUUAGCUGGAUCAGUGGUGGCUUUUCUGUUUCUGAGAGCUGGACCACCGGUAACACCUAUACUUGCAACGGUGGUACUGGUGAGGAUAUCUGUGUGUGGUAUAAUAUUGCUCACACUGCUUAUACUGUUCAGAACAAGGAGAGAGAUUCGUGUGCGGUUGGCGGAGGCUGGGAUUCUUCUGGAGACCCUUUUGUCAUGUUUUCGCCUAACGAGGCAAACCGUGGAGGCGGUUACUACUGCGUGGUUGGUACAUGCCGGUCCCAAGGUGAUGGCUACUGGGACUAUAGCGGCCGGGCUGGUGGCCCUUAA